CGCGCAUGCUCAGUACCGUAAGUUCGUGCACAGCAGUAGCUGAGAGCGGUGGUCGCGGGAGAAGCUCCAGCUAUGUAUCGUACACCGAUGCGUCGCGAUCCGUCUCCGGAUCAGAUAGUGGACACCCGUUACCAAUCGCCGGACAUCAGAGCGCACUCUACCAAUCGCUGGUCUCGCUCUCCAUCGAACCGUUCCUGUCAAUCCCCCACACGGGGCCGCUCUCCCGUUACCCCCCGCCGUCGGUCCCCCUCUAGGGGCCGCUCCUCCCCCAGCCGCCGCCGGUCUGCUUCCCGAGGGCGCCGCCGCUCUCGAUCCCGAGACCGCUCUAGUUCCAGAGACCGCUCUCCGAAGAAAUCGCACCGCUCCAAAUCCCGGCCCCGUCGCUCUCCCUCCCGCUCCCGUCGCUCCCGCUCUCGGCACCGCCGCUCUCCUACCAAAUACUGGUCCCGCUCUCCGAGUGAAGACUCGCAGAAACGGCGAUAUGAUACCCGAUACGACAAUCUCGACUCGGUCACGCACCAUUACUCUCCCAGCUUCCUCUCUGGCUCCGCUGACAACUCUGUGUUAUCGCAGCAGAAAGAGCAGGCUGACCGAUUUGCUGAUCUCCGUCCGGCAAGUUCUGGCUACCAGGAGUGCCUGAGCGAACAGACCAGGUUUUCAGAUGAACCUAUGCCUAAGUCUAUUUUGAAGAGGCGCCCUGACGCAGACCACAGUCUUUCCCCUCAGGUUGACAGUUACACGGGCAAUGGCAGGCUAAUGCCAGGCAACAGCUCUUCCAAGUCCCUUACCCCUGAGAACAACACAAGACUCCCUGAAACAAACAGAACCUCUAACUUGUUGCCUCAAGAUAAGCUUGGCAGCUCCAAAGAGGAGCCCUUAAAAGGCGGCUUAGCCAGCAGCAAGUAUUCCCCCCAAAUGGGUAACUUUCUAAACAUGUUUAAUAAGAGUGCAUGUGAGUCCCAGGGUAUCCCCUACCAUUCUCCCAGAAGCUUUGAUUCCAAAGUAGUAAGUCCACAAGAAAGUGAAACUCCGAUAAAUGUUUCUGCUGGGCAGAAGCAACCAAGCAAUGUAUCCACAGUGCCUGACACUCAGGAUAAAGCAGGAGAUUCUAUUAAAGGUCAAGAGAACAAGCUGCCAAGUCAAAUUCAAAUCGAGGAUGAGGAAAAAUUCCUUUAUGGUGAUGAAGAUGUUAAGAAAGCUCAUUCUAACCCUGGAAAAAUUGACAAGAGCCAAACUCCCUCUCCGUCGCAUCCAAAAGGCUCCACUAACAAACAGGAGUUUGAGAAGAUUCAUGACCUCUUAAAGACUAUUGGGUUGGAUAUUGGUGUAGCUGAAAUUGGCAAACUAGCAAUCCGAACUCAGGAGCGGCUUCAUGGAAAAAAGGCCACUCCUCUGGUGUCCAAACAGGCUGCUGAACGUCGGUGUAGUGGAAGUGAAACCAGCUCUGCUGAUUCUAGACUUCAGCCUUCUGGAUCCCCAAUUUUAACUGAGAAAAAAGAAGUGCCUGUUACAUCCCAAGCAACACCUGAGCCACCUGCUAAUCCCGUUUCUGUAACUGCUGAGGAGAAGAUUUCUGCUGUGUCUAAACCAAAGGCUGAAAUACCAGUAGCAACAACAUCAGCUCAGCAAAUAGCAACCCAUCCAGGUCAAGCACCUGCAGCACAACCUCCUCCGGUUGUGGCACCUCCACAGAUGCCUUUAUAUCCCCCAUACCCCCCCACUCAGAUGAUGCCCACAUACAGUAUGCCUCCAUCAAUGGCCACUAGCUACAAUCCCUACAACCCUUAUGCGGCAUAUCAAACUGCCAGAUGGCCAAUGUAUAACCCGAUCCAUCAACCUCCCCCUCCAAUGUCUCUGCCUCCUCCCACUCACAUGGUGACAACCCAGUCCCCUGUUGUGUCCGCAACCUCCACUGCUACUUACCAAAACCGCAGCAAUCUUCGCGUUAUCCACACCAGCGACAGUGUUUCUACAGCAAACUCAACAGUCAAGAAUAAAAGUUUGGCACCUCUUUCAAGUGCCCCAGCUGUGAACCAGUCAUCAAAAGAAUCAACCGUCCCUGAAAAUGAUCCCAAGAAUAAAGAUAGUGAGAAAAGAAAGAAGGUUUUAGAAGACCUCCAGAAUAUUGUGAACGAGCAGAAAAUCAGGAAGCAGAAACUGUACAGUUUAAACUCAAACGUCGAGCAGCUGCGUGUCCAGCAAGGAAUCCUUUUGCGCAAAAAACGCAGAGAGAAGGAUGGGCAUAAAGACCCUCUCUUGGAGGAGCUGAACAAAGUGAUGGAAAGUGCAGUCAAGCAGAUGAACAAUAUGCGCAAGGAGUUUAAUGAAGCUAGUAAAAAGCAGCAGCAGCUCACUGUAGUGGCUGAGAUAUUGGGCCUUUCAACUACACACCUGACAGACAAUUCUUCAGAACUAGAUCUUAAGUUAAUACAGGAAAAUACUGAAAUCCUAACUAAGCCAACUGAACCUUCCAAGGACUCUGUCAGAGAAACAAAAAGCAGUAGUGAUGUCAAAGACAACUCGAAACCUAAUGCGGAGUCAAAGGACACGUUACAAUCUAGUAAUAACACUUAUUUGCCAAGCUCCUCUUCUAGCAGAGAAAAGUUAGAGGAGACAUCAAAGUUAAGAACCACCCCUCCACAAACCACUUCCAAAAACAAACAUUCCUCAGAGUCAAAAAGUUCCAGCUCCUCUCAUCAGAAGUCAAGGUCCAAAAGCCCACGGCCCAGUGAGAAAUCUUCUAAAUCAGAGGAGGCCAAGAAAUCAUUUGAUGUAUCUCAGUUGUUCAGCUAUUUUGAUCCAGGUGACCACUGGUGUGAAGAUUGCAACUCCACCUGCAAGACGUUGUUUGAGUUCCUUACUCAUAUGCAUGCAAAGAAGCACAGCCAGACAGUGAAUCAAUCAAAGCGUCCCUGGGCCAAGAAUACGGAGAAAGAUACCAAGACAGAACAGAGGACAAAAAUGUCUGUUCCGGUCAGAGGUCCAGAGUUUUUAAUUCCUAUUAAUGGAUUCUACUGUCAGCUUUGUGAUGAGAUCAUUGGAGAUCAUAUGUGUGCAGAAGAGCAUUUGAGAGCGUUUGCACACAAUGAUAAAUAUAAGAAAUAUGUUGAAGUAAAUGGUUCCUAUGAACAAAGACGACAUGAAAACCAUAAAGCUGGUUUAUUGGCCAUUCAAGAGGCUGAGCGGAGGCAGAAGUUGGAACAGAAAAGGAAGUUGGACAGUCAAAUAGCUGAUGCCUAUAAUGAUCAAAAGUAUAAGAAGACCAGGAGAGAAGAGGAAGAUAGUCAGAAAAAGCAUAGUAGUAAUGUGGCAACCAAACCAGACUCCAUGCAUAGUCCACCAAAAGAGAGAGAGGAUCCGGCUAAAACACAAAUUUUCGGAAAGUUCACGUGGAAAGGUUCAAAUAACAAAGCAGGUGGUGGCACCUCAAAGGAUGAAAGUGCAGCCACUACCCCUGAGAGAGACAGAGAAAGUGGUAAAGGAAAUGCAGUUAAGCCAAAGAGUAUUGAUAUUAAACUUAUGGGUAAACCCCCUGUUUCUCAAGAAAGCUCUAAAUCUCCAAGUUCCUCCUCGCCCACUGUUACUACCUCCACAACUUCCUUUACUUCCCACACUAAGGUUCGACCCAAUCUGCCAAUCCCUGUUUCAGUUCUUAGAAAGUCCAGUAUAGCGCCACUAAGCAAGCCUGCCCCGCUGAAUACAUUCUUGUCUAUAAAGUCAUCAAAGUCUAUUCCAAAACCCUUGCCAGUUGUAAAGUCUGAGACAGCAUUAUCUCGAGAAGUUAUUUCUAAAGCGUUUGGGGGGCAAGCAAUAAUUGUAAGAGAGACAAAUGAAGUUUUGAAGAUGGAAGAUAAAAACAAGCCUGGUACCCAGCAGGCAGAUGGACCAUCUAAAAAUCAAGCAGCUCUCAGUGGUAGUAGCAAGUUUAGUCCAAAAAGCAGCAAUGUAGAGACUAAAUUUGGUCCUUCUACUCCUAGUGGUGUGGAUAAACUUAAAACGGCAACUCCCACAGAGAGAGACGUUAGAGCAACAUCUCUAACACAAGCACAGAAAGCUAGCCCUAUUUCUAAAAACCAAGUGACUGCGUUUUCCAACAGUUCUACAACAGACAAACUGGGUAUUAAGCCCUCUUCUGAACAGAAUCGGCAAGUGAUUUCAGCCAGAACAGCAGCUUCAGUUACCAUGUCUAGUGAGUCAGCUACAGGUAAACAGCCACAAGAUUUAAAGGCAAAGGAAAAUGAUGCCCAAAAAAGUCUUGAAAACAAGCAGAUAAGUGGUUCUAAUAAAAAAGUCACUGAAAUUCAAAGCAGGGGUCUUGAAAACAAGCAGAUAAGUGGUUCUAAUACUAAAGGCACUGAAAUUCAAAGCAGGGGUCUUGAAACCAAGCAAAUAAGUGGUUCUAAUACUAAAGGCACUGAAAUUCAAAGCAGGGGUUUUGAAAACAAGCAGAUAAGUGGUUCUAAUACAAAAGGCACUGAAAUUCAAAGCAGGGGCCUUGAAAACAAGCAGAUAAGUGGUUCUAAUACAAAAGGCACUGAAAUUCAAAGCAGGGGCCUUGAAAAUAAAGAGAUAAGUGGUUCUAAUAAAAAAGCCACUGAAACACCAGGCUCGUCGGCUGGCACUUUAUCUACUGCAAAACAAGAUUCCAGCUACAGUAAUACUGUAAAAUUAAACCAAAAGUUUAAAAGGGCUCCUCUUUCACUUCCUUCCACUUUGUUUGGACAUAUGUCAGAUGCAGGCCGUAAGGAUAUCAACAUUUCUGCUGUGGUUCAGAGUUCCAACAACAAUAAAGAAGUGCAACUAAAAGACAAUAAAGCUGCAUCAAAUACAUCAAAUACAACGACUGAGAAAACUCACCUGCAGCAAGAGUUAGACUCGUACUACAAGUUAAUAGCCACUGAAGAUGAUCCUGAGGAUCUAACCACUUCUGAGGACCAAGACAUGGAUGUCACAGAAAAUAUCUCCAUUGUGUCUGUACCCAUUAAAGUUGGUGUUCCAAAGAUCUCAUCUGUAACAGUCAAAGAUAUAUGUUCCUCUAAACCAGAUGCUGAAGUGGCUUGUGAAAAUGCCCCUGAAGCUUCCAGUGCCUUGACCUGUGCAGGUUCCUCUGUUCCAGUUAAUUCCUCUCAAGUAGUUGGAAACUUUAGUUAUGGGACCCAAAAGUCACCUGUGUCUGUAACCUCAAAUAGCAAGGUUGGGGAAGGUGUAGCAGAACAAGGGCUUUCUAAGAAAGAACAAGGACAUUAUACUGAAACACAGUAUUCCAUGGAGGACUUGGCUUAUUUAACCACAUGUGACUCGGAUUAAGCAUAAAAAAAAUGACCAGCGUCAAAUGUAUAGUAAAAUUAGAUCUUUUUAAGAGAUUUGCUGUAAUUUUCAUUUAUGAUAUUAAUAUAACAGUUCUAAUGCCACUGUCAAACUGUGUCCCUUAGCAUCUUUUUUUUAUCUUUACAAGUUUCAGGAUAGUUAGAUGCAUCUUAUAAUCUAACUAAUGAUUUUUUGCUGUUUUGGGCGCUGCUGAGUAGAAAGCACCUGAUGUCACUCUUAACAGUAUCCCAUCAAGUGUAGGGCAACCUUCCACGGAUGUAAUGAUCCCUGUUCUUGACAUGAAUGGGUUAUAGAAGUGGAUUUAAGAUUUGUCAUAACAUAUGUUAUGAUGUAUUGCUCUUGUAUAUCCACCCGGUGGGCUUAUGCUCCUCAUGUAAUGUUGUUUUGUUCCUCAUACAUAUUUUAGGUGUAAAUGUAUGCACAAAGUUUAAGUUGUGGCUAGAAAGCCUUGAAAUGUUCACGUCUAAUCUUUUCUGUAGUUUUUAUUUUUCAUGAUAAUUUACUUCUCUUACAGUAUACCUGUUUACUGUGACCCCGAUUUCUUAAAAAAUGUUCCAAUGGUUUGUAAAUAAUUAAUGAAAAUGUUUAAAAUAUUUAACUUAAACCCUUACCUGUAAAGUGAAACAGUUCUUGAUUGUUUGUUUUAUACCAUUUCAGAUUUGUUUGAACUUUAUGCUCAUCAAGCAUCUUCACUUGGUUUAUUUAGGUCAUGCUGUGAUUUUCCAAGGAGAAUUUUAGAAAUAAAAGGUUGAGUCUUGUGCUUCCAGAGAAGUUGAUCUUUCCAGAUGAUCUGGAACUAUACAGUAUGGUCUUGUAAUGUAAAUAUGUUGUGUGGUCACCUUUUUGUGUGUUGUACAACCUGUGAUUAGGUGAUUUUAUGUUUUAGCUCACUUUCUCUUACAUUAUUGCACUUUCUUUUAAUUGUAUCAUUCCCAAACAGCAAGUCAAGGAGCACAUUGAUGGUAAUGUUGGUAAGAAGAGCAUUAUUACCUGAAGACGCCAUGGCAAGACUUGACCAGUGACCACACUUGAUAAUUGUACUGGUUACUUAAUGUGCUUUGGGUCAGUGCUGAUGUUUAUUUGCUUGUUUUUUUUCCUACAGUUGCAUUUAUUUUAGUUGUUAAAUAAAUCUACUAUUGCACUCAAGAUCAUGAAGAAGCGUCAACUGCUGGUGCAAUGGAUUGUGUUGGUUCUACUACACAAUGUUGUACGUUCACACAUGCUCCAGCGAAGAGCUACCAGCGAACAUUUCAUAGUCUAUCUUGUGUUGCUUGUGUGGCUUUAUGAUUGUAUCUAAGUGCAGCAUGAGUUGGAUAUUACUUUUGAAUAAAAAUAAGGUGAUCCAAA
This is a messenger RNA of Bombina bombina (fire-bellied toad), 6675 nucleotides long. It is a transcript of the gene ZNF318, whose product is annotated as zinc finger protein 318. NCBI's taxonomy places the organism in Eukaryota, Metazoa, Chordata, Amphibia, Anura, Bombinatoridae. The transcript is spliced from 10 exons. Gene Ontology annotation, biological process: negative regulation of DNA-templated transcription; positive regulation of DNA-templated transcription. The record is from RefSeq and is a predicted model, not a curated record. Gene Ontology annotation, molecular function: nucleic acid binding; zinc ion binding. Gene Ontology annotation, cellular component: nucleoplasm. The coding region runs from base 73 to 5307 and encodes 1744 amino acids.